GGAGUCCCUGUGUUCCUAUUGGGGGUUGCCAUGUCCCUAUGAGGGGCAACCGCGUCCCCACUGGGGUCCCCGUGUCCCUAUGUGGGUCCCCGUGUUCCUAUGGGGGGUUGCCAUGUCCCCUGUUGGGGUCCCUGUGCCCCCAUUAGGGCUUCCUGUGAUCCUGUAUGGGUCCCCGUGUCCCUGUGAGAGGUUGCCGUGUCCCUGUGUGGGUCCCUGUGUUCCUAUUGGGGUCUCCAUGUCCCUAUGAGGGGCUGCCGUGUCCCCACUGGGAUCCCUGUGGCCCUAUUAGGCGUUCCUGUGGUCCUGUUUGGGGUCCCUGUGCUCCUUAUGGGGUUCCUGUGUUCCUGUUGGGGGGUUGCCAUGUCCCUAUGCCGGUCCCUGUGUCCCUAUGGAGGGUUGCCAUGUCCCUGUGUGGGUCCCUGUGUUCCUAUUGGGGUCUCCAUGUCCCUAUGAGGGGCUGCCGUGUCCCCACUGGGAUCCCUGUUGCCCUAUUAGGCGUUCCUGUGGUCCUGUUUGGGGUCCCUGUGCUCCUUAUGGGGUCCCUAUGCCCCUUCUGGGGGUUGCCAUGUCCCCUCUGGGGUCCCUGUGCUCCUAUUGGGGUCCCCCUGUCCUUAUUGGGGGUCCCUGUGUUCCUACUGGGGGUUGCCAUGUCCCCCGUUGGGGUCCCUGUGCCCCUGUGUCAGUCCCUGUGUCUCUAUGGAGGGUCCCAGUGCCCCUAUGAGGAGUUGCCAUGUCCAUGUGUGGAUCCCUGUGUUCCUAUGGGGUCUCCGUGUCAUUAUGUGGGGCUGCCGUGUCCCCACUGGGAUCCCUGUGGCCCUAUUAGGCCUUCCUGUGGCCCUGUUUGGGGUCCCUGUGUUCCUAUGGAGGAUCCCUGUGUUCCUUAUGGGGGGUUGCCAUGUCCCUGUGUGGGUCCCUGUGUCCCUAUGGGGGCUCCCUGUUCCCCUUUGUGGAUCCCUGUGCAGGUCCCUAUGCCCCUUCUGGGGGUUGCCAUGUCCCCUCUGGGGUCCCUGUGCUCCUAUUGGGGUCCCCCUGUCCUUAUUGGGGUCCAUAUCUUCCUAUUGGGGGUUGCCAUGUCCCUGUGAGGGGCAGCUGUGUCCCCACGGGGGUCCCCGUGUCCCUGUGUGGGUCCCCGUGUUCCUAUUAGGGGUUGCCAUGUUCCCCAUUGGGGUCCCUGUGCCCCUAUGUUGGUCCCCGUGUCCCUAUGAAUGGUCCCUGUGCCCCUAGUAGGGGUUCUUGUGUCCCUAUGGGGAAUCCUCUUGCCCCUAUAAGGGGGCUCCCCGUGUCUGUAUGUGGGUCCCCCUGUCCCUAUGAGGGGUUGCUAUGUCCCUAUGUGGGUCCCUGUGUUCCUAUUGGGGUCAUCAUGUCCCUAUGAGGGGCUACCAUGUCCCCUUUGGGGUCCCUGUGCCCCUAUUGGGGGAUCCCUGUGUCCUUAUGGGGGUCUCUGUGUCCCUAUUAGGGGUCCCCAUGGCCCUAUAUGGGUCCCCAUGCCCCUACUGGGGGUCCCCGUGUCUUUAUGGGGGUCCCUGUGUCCCUAUUAGGGGUCCCCAUGUCCUAUGGGGGGGGUCUCUGUGGCCCUAUUGGGGUCCCUCUGUCCUGAUGGGGGUCCCUUUGUCCCUAUGUGGGUCCCUGUGAGGAGCUACCAUGUCCCUGUGUGGUCCCUUUGACCCUAUUGGGGUUGCCAUGACCCCUUUGGGGUCUUCAGGUCCCUGUUAGGGUCCCCGUGUGCCUGUGUGGCUCCCUGUACCACUCUUAGGGGUCCCAGUGUCCCUAUGAGGGGUCGCCGUGUCCUUAUGUGGGUCCCUGUGUUCCUAUUGGGGGUCACCAUGACCCUUGUGGGGUUCUCAUGUCCCUAUUGGGGGGCAGUAUGCCCCCAUUGAGGGUCCCUGUGUCCUUAUGGGGGGUCCCCGUGCCCCUACUUGGGAUUCCUGUGUCCCUAUGUUGGUCCCCAUUUCUCUAUGAGGGGCUGCUGUGUCCCUGCAUUCCUAUUGGGGGUUGCCAUGACCCUUUUGGGGUCCCUGUGCCCCUGUUGGAGGUCCCUGUGUCCCUAUGAGGGGCUGCCAUGUCCCCAGUGGUGUCACUGUGUUCCCAUUGGAACCCUGUGGCCCUCUUAGGGGUCUCUAUGCUCUUACUGGGGGUUCUCAUGUCCCUCUAUGGGGUUGCUGUGUCCCUAUGAGGGGUCCCUGUGUAUCUGUUGGGGUCCUCAUGUCCCCAUUAUGGGUUCCGUGUCCCUAUGGGUUCCCCAUGUCCCUGUGAGGGGCUGCUGUGUUGCCACUGGGGUCCCCCAUGUCCCUAUAGGGGGUUGCCAUGGCCCUUUUUGGGUCCUCACAUCCCUAUCUGGGUCUUGGGGGGUCCCAAUGUCCAUAUAGGGGUCCCCGUGUCCCUAUGGGGGAUUGCCAUGUCCCUAUUAGGGUCCCUGUCUUCCUAUUGGGGGUUGCCAUGGCCCUUUUGGGUUCCUUAUGUCCCUAUGGGAGUCAGUAUGCCCCUAUUAGGGAUCCCCAUGUCCCUGUUUUGGUCCCUAUGCUCCUAGGGGGGUCUCCGUGUCCCUAUUUUGGUUCCUGUGCCCCUAUGGGUUUCCUUGUGUCCCUGUUAGGGGUUGCCAUGUCCCCACUGGGGUCCCUGUGUUCCUGCUGGUUGUCCUCAUGUCCCUUUGUGGGUCCCUGUGCUCCUGUUAGGGGUUCCUGCGUCCCUAUGGGGUCCCCAUGGCCCUAUGAGGGGUUGCCGUGUCCCUAUUAGGGGUCCUUGUGGCCCAUGUGUCCCUAUGAGGGGUUGCCGUGGCCCUUUUGGGGUCCACAUGUCCCUCCUGGGGUUCUUAUGCCCUUAUGAGGGGUCCCCUUGUUCCUAUGGGGGUGCCUGCAUCCCAAUGAGGG
Molecule: messenger RNA, 2867 nt
Organism: Tympanuchus pallidicinctus (lesser prairie-chicken)
Lineage: Eukaryota; Metazoa; Chordata; Aves; Galliformes; Phasianidae
Exons: 4
Coding region: 165-1082 (305 amino acids)
Source: RefSeq, a predicted model, not a curated record